Messenger RNA from Micromonas commoda, 2500 nucleotides. RefSeq lists its product with no specific name. Lineage: Eukaryota; Viridiplantae; Chlorophyta; Mamiellophyceae; Mamiellales; Mamiellaceae. The record is from RefSeq and is a predicted model, not a curated record. The transcript is spliced from 4 exons. Gene Ontology annotation, cellular component: nucleus; RNA polymerase III complex. The coding region runs from base 1 to 1713 and encodes 570 amino acids. Gene Ontology annotation, biological process: DNA-templated transcription.
AUGGACGCUUGUGCCCGUCGAGUUGUUCAGCGUAUCCCUGUGAAAUAUAACGGACACGUUUCAUGCCAUCAAAGUCUGUGUACGUUACAGUACCCUCUUCGUCUGGUGGAAAAUUCUUAUGACAACCAAAAAAUUUCCGCUGUCCGUCACAAAGCGCAUGCUAGAAAACUUGAAAUCGCGCUUCUACGCGAGCAUGAAUGCCUCGAGCUUAUAUCUACAGACACAAAAGUUGAGGACGGGCACUGUAUCGCGGUUUUACGCGAGGGAAUCCUCUAUAUUACGCCGAUAGAGUGCGCGUAUCAGAUGCGUCCUUCUAUGGCUCGUUUGGACGCUGUCGAAGAACGCCGUAAAGUCAACGACAAGAGUUUUGAUGCAGAGUUACCCAAGCAGGUUUAUCUCGGGGUUAUGAGCGUAGGUUCUAUGAAGCUUACUCCUUUGCACGUUCAUGUGAAGCGGCGAGAAACUGAACGACAGGCAGAAUUUCGACUCCACUCACACGCCCAUCUUAAACAGCUCGAAGAUGACGAACCAUGGCUUCAGCUGAAGCCGUCAUUUCCAGGCGAAGGCGAAGCUGAAAAAAUUUAUAACGCCAUCACUUUUUCCUCCGCGCCUCAUGAAGUUUUAGAAGACUAUUCGCAAAUCAAAACAAAUAUUGUUCCCGUUUCCACCUAUUUAGAUUCAAUCUGUCCAAUGCCGUCUGGAAUACUUCUCGCCGACGACACUCGUCAUACCGCAAUGCUUGCUGCAUCUUCAACUUCUCGGACUGAAGCAAGGUCACUUCGAGAGGCAAUUCGUGCAGCUUUUUCCGAUAGUCGUGGUUCGGUUUUGCGCUUCAAGCAAAUCAUAGAAUUCAUUCCAGAAGCAUGUGAGAUCAAUGAUGUCAUGGAUGCAUUGCAGACGUUGGCCCAUCUCGUGCAGGGUUGUUGGGUGAUCUGCUCGGCAUUGUCAUGUGGAGGCGAUACACGGCGCGAAAGAGACCGUGACCGCAUCUUACUUCAGUUUGCUCGGCGCCGCACUAUUUCUUCCCGAGAUCUGAUGAGACAGAAGCAGGAGUUGUUAAACGAGAUCGCGGUCCCUACUAGCAGGCAAGCGAGAUGGAUUUGUGGUGACAACAAUUGCGCAAAGGAUACAUGGACUUUUAUUGAACCUACAGAUGAUUAUUUUAUGAGUUAUUUCCCCGAGGUCGUGCAGGCUGAAAGCGAACGAUGGCAGAACAUCGAAUCUUGGUUCAACAACAAGAUGGGCCAAUUGGGCAUGCCCAGCCCAUUAUCAGUACCUCCUUGCAUCUAUCCAGGUGUAUCUGUCAAAGCUCGAAGUUUUAUUUGUUCAUUGCUUCAAAGAUGUGGUAUCAUGCGACUCUCGAACAUUCGUACAUGUCUUGAACAACAGAAAGUGGCUGGUUUGGACUCAGUUGCUUUUCUGUGCGAAGCAGAGCUUCUUGGAAUAUUUGGAAACAAUGUAAUGUGCAUCCAAGGGGCGUGUGUAUUACGAUCAAUUGGAGACAAACAUAUUGAUCCAUUUCGCAGACUCUUGCUUGAGUUGCUAGACAAAAACGACCGAAGUAUUAAUCGUACUGCUCUCAUCGAAAAGGCAUUAUCCCUCGGGAUCAUGCCAUCAAAUUCAGCAUAUAUUCGGUGUCUUGGUGAUCUGUGUGUUUCAAGAGGAAAUGCAUGGGUGUUGAAAUGUGGACACAAAAGCGCGGGUUUGCAAUAGAUGCAACAUUGCAUACUUAUUUGGGUAUACGUUGAACUCAUUCACCUUCACCUACUUCAUGCCGAGGUAAAAAUCACGAGAAAGUGAGACCUCUUCAAGCAUACUCCUCAAUUCCUCAUACGUAAGUUCAUGACUGCGAUCUACCUGAGGUCCAACAACCUCAUGCAGUAUCGAUGCAUCCUGCCCCAGGACGGCUUCGUGCGAUCCGACAAGCAGCUUGACAGCCUCGGCCUUGAUUGUUGCUGCAGGUUGUCCCGCGCCAAACAGAAAACGUUUGUACUGCUGCAAGACAGCCUGUCUGGGAUCCUUCUUCAGAUCUGGUGGGAGUUGGUCAAUAUACACCAAUUUGUGCAGAACAGUAAUUACCUGCAAAAACGGAUCGGCAAUUGGACGGACUCUAUCGGAAGCUAUUUUAAAAUUGCAUCUGUGAUGCCUGGAGCUACCAAGCUCUGAGACAAGAUUAGGAGGAUCUUUACUAGAGUCAUCAGCAACUAUGUGUCGCAAACUGCUUCCUGUGUUAUUGGGUCCAACGCGUUGUUCGAUGUAUGGCGAUGCAGGCCUAGUCGGAUAGAUCGAUGAUCCCCGAGUCAGACCUCGAAGCUGCCGAAUGGCCUCUCGCUUACGAUGCUCAACCAUGCCUUCCAACUGUCCAGAUUCUUGCAGGCAUCUGAGCUUUAUUUGCAAUCCGUCGUUCAAACUCUGCAAAUUUUCUACUGAUCGCAUCAGACAUGGGGCGCAUGCUGCAGCGACCUCUACUAUUGAUGGCCUUUUGCACGGUUCAACAAUC